This is a messenger RNA of Saccostrea cuccullata (small rock oyster), 1419 nucleotides long. RefSeq lists its product as uncharacterized. The coding region runs from base 1 to 1419 and encodes 472 amino acids. The record is from RefSeq and is a predicted model, not a curated record. NCBI's taxonomy places the organism in Eukaryota, Metazoa, Mollusca, Bivalvia, Ostreida, Ostreidae. The transcript has 8 exons.
AUGGUUCCAAACGGUGUUUGGGUUACACAACUGUCUCUUGCCGCUAAGGAGGCUCAGACACCCCUCUCCAGUGCGAAGAGAUUACACUUCCCCCUCUCCAGUGCCGAGGAGAUUCAGCAAGAAAACGAAACAACUUCAGUUGUGUCAAAAUAUAAUCAAGGCAGAAUAGCUAUAGGUGGUCAAUAUGAUCGUUGGAUGGAAUUAAAAGAGACGCUGCAGCUUAAAACUCAUGCUGAUGUAGCAGAGUACCUUCUUGAUCGGAAUGAAACCUUGGCAUUUGAAAGUUCUCCUAAAAGGGUUAAAACUGCAUCAAGUGCAGUAACAUCAACACCGGGACCAACAGCUACCAUUCUCCCACCCAAAUUUUCAGAUGUGUCUGAAAUAUCUUCAGAUCUGGACAAGGGGGACAGAAAUUCAGAUUUAUCUGGUGUAGAACAGUUUGUAAAAACUGAUAAGAAAACGACAGCUCCAAGCAGUUUUUUGAAUCCUUUAGAUCUCUCAAUCUGCUUAUCAGAAAACUACACCAAGGAGGACUCAGAGGAUUCAUCAGAUGAAGAUUAUGAGCCUAGUUACAUAAUGACCAUGAGAGAGGACACUCAGACUGAAGCCAUGGUUGAGGACUCUGAAAAUGAGGAUAGCUGUGAUGAGGAAUCAAAUGAUGAUCUUCGCCCCGGGAUUGCCAAAAUUUUAACUCCAGAAGAGAUUGAGGGCUGUAAGGAAGAUCGCCCUUUCCUUGUUUAUCUUUCACAGCUUCACACAUUAGCUGAAGUGCGUGUCCUACCAAAUUGUCAGCUCAAAGGAUGCAAAAAACCAGUGCAUUUGGAGAAAGCUGUGGUUGGAUCAGCACUCUAUUUCAAAUGGAAUUGUUCUGAUGGACAUCAAGCUCAGCAGUGGUGUUCACAGCCUGUCCUAAACAGAGGAAUGCAUCUAGGGGAUUUGACACUCUCCUCUUCCAUUCUUCUCUCUGGAAGCAACUUUCAGAAAGUGUCAAUGAUGGCUAAAUUCAUGAAACUACCAAUUGUGAGCAAAAACUCAUUUUAUAAAAUGCAGAGAACAUACUUGAUUCCAGCAGUGGAUGAGUUUUGGACAGAACACCAGGAAACUGUGUUUAACCAGUUUCAAGGAAGAGCUAUUACAAUACUUGGGGAUGGCAGAAUGGAUAGCCCUGGUCACACUGCUCAGUAUUGCUCUUAUACAUUUAUGGAGUAUGACACCAAGACCAUUCUGCAUAUAAUAACCAUGGACAAGCGAGUGACAGAGAAAAAAAGCACAAAUCUGGAGAAGGCUUGCUUUGUUCAGGGCUUGCGAUAUCUACUGGACAAGGGACUUCAUAUUGUUGAAGUUGUUACAGAUGCUCAUGUACAAGUUGCUUCAGUAAUGAGUAAGUUCAAACAAAACAACCAAUAUAUACUACUAUAA